Molecule: messenger RNA, 2108 nt
Organism: Lagopus muta (rock ptarmigan)
Lineage: Eukaryota; Metazoa; Chordata; Aves; Galliformes; Phasianidae
Gene: MFF
Product: mitochondrial fission factor
Exons: 12
Coding region: 545-1555 (336 amino acids)
Biological process (GO): positive regulation of mitochondrial fission
Cellular component (GO): mitochondrial outer membrane; peroxisome
Source: RefSeq, a predicted model, not a curated record
GGGGCCGCACGUGAGGCGCCAGGGGGAGCCGCUUCCGCCCGCUUUCCAUCACGUGAUGGAAAGUGAUCCUUACGGCAGCCCGAUGGGGUCAGCCCGCCCGGUGGCGGCGCCUCACCUGAAGGGUGCUUGAGGGCGCGUUACGCCGCUGAACGCUCCCCCGUCCGCCGGAGGCAGCGCAGGAGUACGGCAGCAGCGGCCCGGCCGGGGCAACAGGCGGGCCGGGCAGGGCUGAGCGCGUUACGCUGCGUCUGGGGUCCUGGAUCCACGGCCGUCUCACCGCGCUGUGUUCUCCAGCGUUUCCGGUGUGUUUCUGUUAAGGAAAAAAGUGUCUUCUGAAAUCUGCCUAAUGGCUGUGACAGAAAGCAGUGGAUGGUUACGUUCCUGUUGAACGGCUGGGCGUUUGUUAACGAGCCCGGUUUGAAGUUCUGCUGCCGAAAUGUCACUGUUUGUGGUUUUGCUGUUCUCUUGUGGGGAGAAAAAAAAUAAAUAGGUUAAAAACUGAAAUCGACUUGACAGAAAAAAAAAGUCAGUGUUGAUAAGCAGGAUGAGCGGGGCUGCGUUCCCAUCACCAGCUGCUGAGAUGGCAGAAAUCAAUCGCCUUCAGUAUGAGAUGGAGUACACCGAAGGGAUCAGUCAGCGCAUGAGGGUCCCAGAGAAACUCAAAGUGGCUCCUCAGAACGCUGACCUUGAGAAGAGCAUCCCAGAAGGAUUUCCAAAUGCCAGUGUAACUAUGCAGGUUCCAGAGCGGAUUGUAGUGGCAGGUAAUAGUGAAGACAUUCCACUUUCCAGGCCUCCAGACCUCGACCUUCUUCAGUCUACUCCAUUCAAACCACUGGCGUUGAAAACUCCUCCCCGUGUUAUUUCUCUUAGUGAUCGACCACUAGAUUUUUUGGACUUAGAAAAACCUCCACAACAGACCCCUCAAAAUGAAGAGGUUCGUUCAGUGGGAAGACUGAAGAGAGAACGUUCCAUGAGUGAAAAUGCUACUCGACAGAAUGGCCAGCUGGCCAGAAAUGAUUCCAUGUGGCACAGAUCAGAUACUGUCCCAAGAAAUAAAAUGCCACGGUUCCAGUCACCUCUUUCGACUAAGGAUUGCACUGUGACACCAUCAGUGCAACAGGCUCGUGUCUGUCCUCCCAAUAUGUUGCCUGAAGACGGAACUAAUCUUUACUCUGCUCGUGGCAUUUUAUCGUUUAUCCAGUCUUCCACACGUAGGGCUUACCAGCAGGUCUUGGAUGUGCUGGAUGAAAAUCGCAGCUUGGACAAGGACAAUAGGCCAGUGUUACGUGGUGGGUCAGCUGCUACCACUUCCUCUAACCCUCAUCAUGACAACACCAGGUACGGUCUUUCCAACAUGGAUACCACACUUGAAGGAACACCGGACGACAUGACUGUUGUAGAUGCUGCUUCCUUAAGAAGGCAGAUAAUCAAACUUAAUCGGCGUCUCCAGCUUCUGGAAGAAGAAAAUAAAGAGCGUGCUAAAAGGGAGAUGAUCAUGUAUUCAAUUACUGUAGCUUUCUGGCUACUCAACAGCUGGCUUUGGUUUCGGCGCUAGACACAGCUCGGAAAGAUUUAGUCGAUCAAAAUACCAUCAAAAUUUGCAAAACUCUGUUUCUGAAUUGUAUGCUGUUUUAUAAUUCAUACACUGGAAACUUCCACCACAGAAAAAAAAGCCUAUAGAAUUGCAGUGUUAAAGGGACACCUUGUUGUUCAGUUAUGCUGUAUUUAAUAGAUUUGCAUUGUGAAUACUUGCAGUAUCCUCCUUUGCAUGCUUCAAUGUAAAUACGGAUCAGCUGAUUUUGAAAUGAAGCUUGCUUUGUGCAAUGUAAGGAGAGUGUCUGACAGGAAUAAUCACUGGAUUUUUUUGUUGUGAUUGGGAGAGAACAAAUCAAAUUGGGUUUGGGGAAAAAAUAUCAACACAAAGUAAUGAAAUCUAGGUUUUAUUGAUCUGUUGUUAGAUGCAAGUGAACAUCAUUGCACUAGUUCUCCUUCAGUCUAACUUGUAUCAGAGGUGUGCCAUAUUCAAGGAAUGUGUCCUGUUUCAUGAGUAUGUUCCUAGUUUAAGGCUGUGUUCAGGUCAGAUAAUAAAAGGUCUUUGCUAACAUGCA